AUAUAGAUAUAUAUAUUCUCACCAAAGUUAAGAAAUUGUUUAUGUAGUUCUCUUUUGCCACUCUCUAGCUCGCUAUCUAAUUCGCUCAUCCUCUUGUUAAUUUGGAAUUAAGAAAUGGCAAAGGAAGGUCUUGGACUCGAAAUUACGGAGCUAAGGUUGGGGUUACCGGGUUCGGUGGACAAAAAUGAGAAGAAAAGGGUGCGUGAAAGUACCGGUGACGAGAAAAUUAGCCAGAUGAAGGGUCAGGUGGUAGGAUGGCCACCGGUGUGUUCUUAUCGGAGAAAGAACAGUUUCGGCGAGAAAGAAAUCACUGAGGCAUCGAAAAUGUACGUGAAAGUGAGCAUGGAUGGAGCGCCUUUCCUUCGGAAGAUCGAUUUGAGCAUGCACAAAAGGUACUCGGAUCUUGCCAUGGCUUUGGAGAAGCUCUUCGGUUGCUUUGGAGUCGGUGAGUGCUUCUUAACCAGGCUGCCAUGCAAAAUUAAGUAUGUUAAUUAAUUACCCCUUAAUCUUAAGAAGGAUGUUUAUUGAAACAUGCAAGAGGCUGAGGAUCAUGAAGAGAUCAGAUGCAAACGGGUUUGGGCUGCAGCCAAGAGGUGAUAUCAAGGGUUCUUUAAGAAACAUGAAUGAUGAAGAGAAAUGCUUCAAGUGCUUUGGAGAAAAUUAAUUAUAUAUAAUUAAUUAGUUUGAAUCUCCAUUAUCCUAUACAUCAUUCCAUGUUUACAUUUCGUUAUUCAAGUAUGAAGACAAUUCAAUCUUGACUUUGAUGUUUAAUUUUUGGGAUAGAACCCUAGACAAAUCAACUAUAUAUAUAAUAAUUUGAUGCUUUGAUGUAAUUUGUGUUUUAAGUUAUAAAACUUUGAGUUAAGU
Rubroshorea leprosula is the source of this 867-nucleotide messenger RNA. NCBI's taxonomy places the organism in Eukaryota, Viridiplantae, Streptophyta, Magnoliopsida, Malvales, Dipterocarpaceae. The record is from the annotation of a GenBank genome assembly.